AUGGAUCUGGAUAUAAAAGCAUUGGAUGGCAAACUCAACGCCGUGCUAGACAUGCCCGCUAAAGAUCCUGAUCAUCCCGUCUCCCGUUCCGCGUCGACGUCGUCGCUGGCUAGCACAUCCUCCGAAGCACUUAACUAUCAUUCAAUGCUCGUCCACGCCAGGGAGUCCCUUACAGAAGAAGAACAAGCACGACGGGCCGAAAUCGAACACUUGCGUCAACAACUUUUGGACAAUGAUCCGGAACGAAGAGUGAUGCGCGAACAACGGGAACGGGAAGAGGAAGCAAUCAAAACUCUCGCGAUGUGUGCGUGGGUCACAUGCCCAGCAUACGAGAGUGAGGCCUCACGACUCACGAUACGCCGCGCAGCAGAAGACAGUUCGAGGAAUAUUUCGGGGGAGGGAGGUACACCGAUAUGGGCUGAGAAUGACCAACGAUCCUUGGAACUUCAGCGGCAGAAGGAAGACUAUCUUCAAGUGGCGAGAAGUUUGUCGAUAUUUUUGGCUGGUGAUGAGGAAUCUGAAUGUGAAGGAGUCUUGCGCUAUCGACUGCGAAAUGUGAAGACCCUGCUGCGGCGCUACAAAUCUCAGUGGCAUAAAUCCAAUAGCCGUCUUCGGCAAGAUGCGCACAAGAGAAAGCAGCGCGUCUCUCAGGAGAUGUCCUCAGGUGGCCUGCCGCCAUUACCUAUAGCGGAUAUUUCCUCAGUCACGCUUCAGCUUUCCCUUCUAGUGACUAAUAAAUAA
Molecule: messenger RNA, 741 nt
Organism: Venustampulla echinocandica
Lineage: Eukaryota; Fungi; Ascomycota; Leotiomycetes; Helotiales; Pleuroascaceae
Exons: 1
Coding region: 1-741 (246 amino acids)
Source: RefSeq, a predicted model, not a curated record